AUGGCGGAAACAGAUGAGCCCAUAUCGUCACUCGACAUAUCGCUAUCCCCCGCUGCAAUCGACUCGGAACUCAGGACGCAAAAUGCCUCUCCGGACGACUUUGAGCGGCGCAACAUCAUCGAGCGAACCCAAACCGCCGUUGAGAUUCGAUGCGAUCUCAUGGAAGUGACCCACGGUUGGAUGGGACAAUCUGGGGAUGACUACGCAACGCUGAUGGUCCUCCGUUUUCGCUUUGACCCUCAAAAGACUUCCCGGCGACUGCGCCGUGUCCGGGUCAGCGUUGAGCUUCUCUCGUCGUCGCCCGGCGGCGACGCCCCCGAGGUUGCUGCCAUCGCCCCCGAGGAACGCUGGAGUGUGGCGCCGACGGUGGACCAGGAAACAGUUGUCCGGGGAGCCGAAAUCCAGGUCGGCGCAUCGGGCAUUCCAUUUGUGGAUGCUGGGGUGAACACGACGCUGGAGAAGACGGUGGCUCGCGAUGUGAGUGACGCGACAACAGUCACCGGGUCCAUCAAUCUGGGAGAGGGGAGGAACUCGGGCUCCUCGACAUGCGCAGUCUGGACUCUCCUCGAGAACAAGCGGCGUGAAACUGGGGUGCCGGACACGCUGAAGGUCGCGAUUCUCCUUAGACGGAUGGAUGAGGAGCCAUACGAAGCCACAUUCGCAUUGGAGGCGGAGGCAGAUUUCGCGACAAAGUUCGAGUCACUGCUCAAAUUUAGCGCCAAGCAGCCGCUGGAUGACCCUGUUCUCUUCAAUCCGCGAUGGGAGCCUAAGAAACCAAGAAAGGGCCGAAGCAGGGGCGUCGAGAACCUUGGGACGAUUGACUUAUAUUCUCUCUGCGAGGUGAGGAUGGCACCCGAAGCUUUCUUCCACCCUCUCAUCGGGUCAAGAGCUCCGCGCGCUUGCCAGGCACCCAGGCCUCAGAUGUCCUACAGGGCUUCCCUCAAUCGGCUCGAGGUUCUCGAGCGGACACAGAAGAGGCGCCAGAGCCAAGGUCUGAGCCAAGUUCAUCAGGACCACCACUCGGACUACAAAUACACGCAGACAGCAGCUCCCCUGAUUACGAUGCAUGGAAUUCAUGGUGAUAUGGCGACAUGGGGCAUUGACGAGUCCAAUCUCGAGGUGACCGACGACUGUUGGCUGCCGCUUCGUUUCGAGAAUGCUAGGAUUAUGACGUUCAAUUACGACACAGACCCAGAAAAGACGCGAUACUACACACGUCUUGGGGUCGAGGAAGAAGCGAAGAAGCUGUUGGCGAGCAUCGAGCAGCAUCGUCAGGGUGCCGAAGACAGGCCGAUCGUGUUCGUCACACACGACUUGGGCGGGUUGAUCGUUAAGGCCAUCACCUUCGGCUAUCCUCAUGUGACCGCCCACUCGGCCGAACUCGAGGAGGAACUCGUCUUGCUGCUGAAUCUGCGCCCCGAGUGUUUCCUCCCCAGCUGCAGCCGCAUCAUAGCUGCAAGUCUUGCCGAGACAUGUGCCGAGGUUAAUGGCGACUUCAUCCAUACCCACGCCGCCGCGCUUGUGCGGCUGCGAGUUGUGUCGAUUGCCUCAGAACACACAAGUAAACCCGAGCAAGUUUUCGGGAUUAACAUUGCCUGGUUUGGCAAGGAACCCGCGUUCAACAUAACCAGCGACAGUACUCAUAUGGACCUCGUCAAAAUAGGAACCUCCGGUCCUGAGGCAUUGGAAAAUGUGAUACACAAAGGCUGGAAAGGCGGCAGAGCUCACGACCACGACGAAUCAAACCUAGACACCCUGUUCAGAAAGCUUCUACACGUGGAAUGCGAUGAGGAAGACGUCAUAUACGUCUCUGAAGCCUUGAAUAACAACAUGCGGCACAGCAAGAAAACGAACGUCCAGCUUAUCUAUCAGCGCAGAGCCGCAGAAUACAUCUUCCUUCUUGCCGACUUUGGCGAGUGCGACGAUUCGUCGUUGGCCUUCCUCGACCAACUUCGAUUCCGCCUCAGCAAGACAGAGGCUCGAUACCGAUUUGUUGUGACAACCAGCAAGGGUCCCAAUACCAACAAGCGUCUUCUUGAGAUGUUACCGGAAACAGCGCCCAGCUUCUAUCACCGUGUCGACCUUGAUUCGUCUGCGAAGGGCCCAGGGUCGAAGCACGGGAUAAACGCCGAAUUCGAGCUAUCAAUGUUGUUUCAGCGGUAUCCUGACUACACUCACGAGAGCCUAAUGGACCAGAUCAGAGACAUUGUCACUGUACGGUAUAACGAUCAUCCGGACUUGUGCUCAAACAUCACCGACUGGCUCAACGCCCACGGGGGGGACCACCAAAGUUCAGGGGUGCAAGAAGGCCUUGGGGCCCUGGCAACGGAGGAGCCAACCGCGGACGCCGUCUAUCACGUAAUCUUUGGCAGCCUGCCCCAGAUGCAACAUUCCUGGGCACGGAUUGUGCUAACAUGGCUCCUGACAGCCGUCCGGCCGUUGAGGUUCAGGGAGUUUUUGUUGCUCUCAGACACGGCUCAAGCAGAGGACGGCCGGGGUGUUCGCGACCUUGACUCAAUCUCUCAGAGGAAACACGGGAUAAAUGACGUGAAACGGACGUUGCGGGUCUUUGGAGGCCUUGUCGAAGAAUGCAACGGAGAGGUCCGCCUGGCGAAUCGGUCUAUAAGGCGGUGGCUGUUAUCACAACAAGCAAACGAAGAAGCAUCUGCCGACGAGAAGAACCACGGCCGGGAAGGCCAGUGGUACACGUGUCUUGGCGCCGAAGUCCAACGCCACCUUUCCAUUGUGAAGUCUUGCCUCGAACUGUUAACGGCUAUCAAGACCGAGGGGCCGCUGGGGACACUUGGAUAUGCCGCUCAACAUUGGGUUACUCACUACAAACUUGCACGGGAUCUCGACAAAGUUGCUACGGCAUCUUCUGUCCACGCUGACAUCUCGGCUUUCUUCAAACAUACAACUGCAUGGGGCGCCUGGUGGCAGAGCUACGAGGAGCUUUCCGACAGCCUGGACAAGCGAGUUGGAGUCGAAACGCCGCUUCAAAUCGCAGCACACCUGGGUCUAGAAGACUUUAUUGAAUGUUUGCGAGACGGGUUAACGCCCGACGACUCCUCUUAUCAGUAUGCACUAGACCAGGCGGCCGAAAUGGGCCAUAUCAACACCCUCCGCCUCCUUCUUCCACCCAACGGUGCCAGAUUUGAUGAGGGUCUGCACGAUCCCCACGUCCAGAGACAUGCCAAGGCAGCGGCUCGCGGAGGUGCCGAAGUUCUCAGGGAAAUUAUCGGCCGGAUUCCCAAGGAGGACCUCACCGACAUGGAAAAUCGAGAGUUCUUGGUCAAUAUCAUGAGCAGAGCGGCCUGGGAUGGCCUUGAUGAUGUAAUACGGCUUGUUGGAGACCCAGGGCCGUAUGUAAGCCCUGGGUCAUCGUGCUCGGUUCUGCCAGGACGCACACCUCUCAGUCUAGCCGUCCGGCGACAUCACAUGAAUGCGUUUCACGCAUUGCUGGACAUAGGAGUUGAGGUGGACGCGUACUGCUGUGAGCCCAAGCCGCAUGACGAAAGUUCGAGGGCAAUGCAGAUGGCGAGCGACUACGGGAUCGACGAUGCUGUCGCCGUCCUGCUGGAGAAGGGGGAUGUUGUCAAGAUUGACGACACCCAAUGGUCAUAUAUCCAGUGUGCCGCUGACUGGGGCCAGCAUGCCGCUGCGAAGGUGCUGGCCGCCCAUAGCCCAUACCGGGAUUACAUCGAAUCCGGUGCCUCAAACGACCCGCUCAUCCGUGCUGCCGAGCUAGGGUUCCUCGAGACUUUCAAGGCUGUCUUGACGCCAGACGUUGAAAUCGACCUCUCAUCGACAUAUGGGACCACCCUUUACUACGCCGUCUUUGGAGAAAACAUCGAAAUCUGCCGUAUUCUGUUGACGAGGGGCGCCAGCGUCGACCUGUCAGUCGCAAACCAGAUGACCCCUCUUGCUCGGGCUUCCCUCGACAAUUUGCUGGAGAUUGCUGAGCUCCUCCUGGAUCAUGGGGCUGAGGUGGACAAGACAAGUGUUUUGGACGACAUCGCAGGAACCACACCUCUCCACAUCGCUGCGACUCGACAACACGAAGAUAUGGCAGCUCUCCUUUUGCGGCGAAAGGUCGACCCCAACGCUCGAAACGGGGAGGGAUGGAGCGUCCUCUGUGCGGCCGCCAAGCUGGGUAAUGUCGACAUGAUCAACCAGCUUGUCGCUGCUGGGGCCGAUGUCAACAUGCCUUGCACGCCAGAAAGAAUGACGGCCCUGCACGUGGCUGUCGAGUACCCAGAGGCGGUGCGUGCCCUUCUGAAGCAUGGUGCGGAUCCACGGCAGAAAAGCACCGCUGUAGUGGGUUCAACACCGCUCGAUCGGGCCAUGCUGGAAAAUACCGAUGCCACCACCGUGCAGAUUAUGCUAGAGGAAUCUACCGAGAACAUGAAGCCCGACUUCACGCUUGCCAGCUUUAGAUCAGCACUUGCGGAUGCGGUGCGGUCAGGAAAGUACGAGAUUGCGAGGAUGCUGCUAGAAGCCGGAGCCGAUGUCGACCAAGAUUGUGAUCAGACGUCGGGCAUGACGCUGCUCUCACUUGCCGUCACUUCCGAGAAUGUCAAUACCGUGCGCACCAUUCUGGAGUUCCGUCCCGAGCUACACACCGGGGAUGCCGAUGGCAACACGGCCCUGCAUUACGUGGGCGAGGACGCCUUGGUUGAAAUUGCUCCGCUACUCGUCAAUGCCGGCUGUGCUCUCGACGCCGUGAACAAGGAGGGUACUUCCCCUCUGACCAAGGCCGUCAGUAACGGCCACCUAGCCGUCGUGGAAUACAUGCUCACCAAGCCCUCGGCCCUCCGCACGCUCAACCUCGUUCAGGACAACAACAACAUCCCGCUCCACAAGGCCUGUCUGAACGCCAACGCAGAAAUGGUCGCUCUCCUCCUUGCCAAGGGCGCUGACCCCAACCUCCGCAGCAGGGGCACUAUCGGCGGCACCCCCUUAGCGUGUGCCUGCCUCCACGAAUACCAAGACGCAUCCAACUACAUGCCCGAGAGCGACGCCAUCAUCCGUCAGCUCAUCUCCAGCGGCGCCAUCGUUACCCUCCCGGCCGGCGUAUACGGGUUCGCCUUGCACGCGGCCGCUUCCGCCUCGGCGCCCGACAUCAUCCAGUUAUUCCUCGAAAAGGGGGCCGACAUCGAGGGCGUCGACGCCCUCGGACGGCGACCCAUCCACAAGGCGUGCUACAACUCCCUACCAGCCCUUCAGGCCCUCAACAUCCCCGACGCCCACUUCGCUCUACGAGACAAACUCGGCUGUCUGCCGCUCCAUUACGCCGUGCUCAGCGGGCAGCAAGAUCUCCUCGCCGAAGUGCUCUCGCGAUCGGCCAAAGUGGGCCUGUCCGUCGACGAGAAGGACAACGACGGAUGGACGCCCCUGCUCUGGGCGGCGCGCGCGACCAAGGUGUCUUGUCGCAGGGACCGGACCCCCGCGGGUGUCGAGAUGGUGACGAAGCUGCUAGCGCAGGGGGCCGACGUGAGGGUGCGGGGCGAGGGCCUGUAUGAGAGCCAGACGUGGUCCGCGAGGGAGAUCGCGCUGUAUCACGGGGCGGAUGACGUGGCUGAGUUGCUGGCGGCGAGCGGAGAUGUCCCGCCGCGGGACGGGCGGCGGACUAAGAAUAUCAGAAAACGGGGGGAUGAAACGACGGGGUAUUGUAAUGUUUGCGGGCUCAACUUACGCGGCGUGUACUUCCAGUGCACCACUUGCGACGAAUACAUGCUAUGCUUCAAGUGCUACAAGGCGAAAGACACGGUGCACGCCAACCACGAUUUCAACGACAAGGGGUUCGAUCAUGACUCGGAUGAGGAGGACUCGGACGAGGAGGCUGAGCCUCCAGUCGCGGGAAGCUCAACAUCGGAGCAACUACCUAAGGGUGGUGAUGGGGACGACGAGCAUGAUGGGGGCUUCGAUGACGAGGUUGUCAGUGAUGACGAGAGUGAUGCUAGUGUGGUGCCGGGGAGCGACGGAGAGGGAAAGAAAGAUGAGUGA
Molecule: messenger RNA, 6006 nt
Organism: Chaetomium fimeti
Lineage: Eukaryota; Fungi; Ascomycota; Sordariomycetes; Sordariales; Chaetomiaceae
Product: ankyrin repeat-containing domain protein
Exons: 9
Coding region: 1-6006 (2001 amino acids)
Molecular function (GO): zinc ion binding; protein binding
Source: RefSeq, a predicted model, not a curated record